Lottia gigantea (owl limpet) is the source of this 858-nucleotide messenger RNA. RefSeq lists its product as hypothetical. The transcript has 3 exons. The record is from RefSeq and is a predicted model, not a curated record. Lineage: Eukaryota; Metazoa; Mollusca; Gastropoda; Lottiidae. The coding region runs from base 1 to 858 and encodes 285 amino acids.
AUGGUAAAUAAAAUACUAGAUCCAAUCUUUAGAUUAUACGAUCCGAUUCGUUAUUCGUUUAACAAGAAAAAAGAGGAUUAUAUUAUCAUCUCACCCACUGUUGGUUCUAAAUCCCAAUUGAAUGAUGGUGGUAGAAUUACCUUCGAAAUAAAUUCAUUAUCGAAUUGGUUGCUUCUUUCCGAUGCUUAUUUCAGAUGCGAUUUCAAAAUUAAAGAUGGAACUCAGAAUCAAGUUCCACAAACUCCCAAUGAAAAUCGUGUACCACAAACAAAUACAACGUUAAAAAACAAUUUCUUUCCAUCUUUAUUUAGCCAGGUGGUUUUGGAAGCUGGAUCAAAUCCAAUAGAAACAAUUAUACACCUUGGGGAAUUCGACACAAUGUUGAAAACAGUUUUAUAUCCUAAAGAUUUCGAUUCAGUCUCAGAUGAUCUAGAUGAGGCAGAAGACCCGAUGGAAUUAUUUACCACUAUCUUACAAGAUGUAUCGGGUCAGGCGAUUCGUAAAACCUCGGCAACUCCAAAACGAUUCAAUAAACCAUGGUUUAACGAAGACUGUAAGACAGCACUGAAAGAACGUAAUCGUGCUCUGCGACUGAUUGAACGUUCUCCUACCGCUGACAACAUGGCCUCUUUCCGCAUUGCACGGGCGAAAGCCAGGCGGACUAUCCGUCAAGCAAAGAGGUCGUCAUGGCAGGAGUAUGUUUCAAGGAUCAACAGUCGCACGUCUUCCAAAUCAGUCUGGGAUAGGAUUCGUGGGAUCAAGGGUAAAGCGGAUACAAUAUCUGUGAACCAUUUAGAGAUCAGAAUAAGAACAGAAGAAAACCCAAUAUCAAGACCCUUAAUCCUAAUUUCUAAAUAA